Capsella rubella is the source of this 1274-nucleotide messenger RNA. RefSeq lists its product as uncharacterized. Bases 240 to 1223 code for a protein of 327 amino acids. NCBI's taxonomy places the organism in Eukaryota, Viridiplantae, Streptophyta, Magnoliopsida, Brassicales, Brassicaceae. The transcript has 2 exons. The record is from RefSeq and is a predicted model, not a curated record.
UUCUAUUUUCAUUUCUCAUUAUUGCAAGCACUGUCUUUUCGAACUUGGCGACAAUCUUAGUACUACAAAACAAAAGAUUUUGACCGGUCUUACUUAGCUCAUCAUCAUCCCUUUCUUCUCCCCUUUCUCCAACACUUAUUUCUUUCUCUCUCUCUCUCUAGUUCUUGAAUUCUCAAGAUUCAAAGACACACACGGAUGGCUACGCAUACCUCUUGGUAAAUCCAAAAAGAGACACACAUAUGGCUGAUCCAUCGGGUGGUGCAGAGAAGGUUACGAGAGAGUUUAGGAAAGGAAACUGGACGGUGAAUGAGACCUUGGUGCUCAUAGAAGCCAAGAAGAUGGAGGAGGAGAGACGUAUGCGUCGGUCGGAGAAGAAACCAGAAAACAAGAACAAAAGCUCGGAGCUCCGGUGGAAGUGGAUAGAGGAGUAUAGUUGGAGAAGAGGAUGUCAGAGAAACCAGAACCAGUGCAACGACAAGUGGGACAAUCUCAUGAGAGAUUACAAGAAGAUCAGAGAGUACGAGAGAUCGAGAAUAGAAUCGUCAUCUUUUAACACCGGCUCUUCCCCUCCGGCGUCGUACUGGAAGAUGGAGAAGAGUGAGAGGAAAGAGAGGAGCUUGCCGACUAAUAUGUUGUCUCAGAUAUACGAAGCGUUGGCUGAGCUUGUCGAGAAAAAGACUCUUCCAUACUCCUCCUCCUCCUCACUCGGUAACGGUGGCCAAGGAUUUGUAGCUCCGGUGAUGGCUCAGCAGAUGCUUCAAAUCCCGACUACUAUUGUCUUAUCUCUUCAGCCACCGCCGCCACAACCUCUAGUCUUGUCACAUCCUCCACCGUUCACAUUUCACGCUGAGCCUAUACAGCCCACAGUAGACACAUCAGGGGCGAAGCGAAGGAGGACAACAACGCCUCCGGGAGAAACGACAGCCCAAGGAGAGAUCAGUGAGGACGCGGAUGUUAUGGUUGGAGCGGCAAUAUCGAGGAGCGCGUCGGUGAUCGCACAAGUAAUAAGAGAGAGUGAGGAGAGACAAGAGAUGAGGCAUAAAGAAGUGAUGAGGCUGCAAGAGAGGAGACUAAAGAUGGAGGAGUCGAAAGCGGAUAUAAACAGACAAGGUAUGAGUGGUUUGGUGGACGCCAUUAAUCAACUCGCAACUUCCAUUCUUGCUUUGGCUUCUUCUUCUUCGUCUUGCCAUAACAAUCACAAUCGUCAAGAAGGUCCACCUUGAUAAUCAUAUUGACUAGACUAUUAGUUAAUUGUCGAUGAAUAUGUUACUUAG